Molecule: messenger RNA, 3407 nt
Organism: Caenorhabditis auriculariae
Lineage: Eukaryota; Metazoa; Nematoda; Chromadorea; Rhabditida; Rhabditidae
Source: the annotation of a GenBank genome assembly
AUGUAUGGAUCAAAGUUUUCGCGCCAUUUCUUGUUCCUCUCAAAUCCCUCGUGCCUCUCUCGCAGCCGCACGCUGUCUCGUCUGUGUAGAACACCGCCGCGUGCUCACGACGUAAACGCACCGUUACGACUAUUUCACAACAUCAUCAUUUUUUUUUUCUCAUGUCGCGUUCAAAUUUUAUGAACAAAAUUGAGGGUUUAUGCCGUGUUUAAAGUGAUUCCGCGAACUUCAAAAGAACCGUCAAGAAGUGGAAAAGAUAACCAAAUUUUGGAGAGUUACUGAUGGUCUUGAAUUUCGCGGAAAAUACUUAAAAUACGGCUUCAGCUAGUGAGUGAUUUCAAUUCGAAACUGCGAUUUAAGACUAUUCGUGAAGUCGCUUGAAAAUCUGCAACUAUUUCCGCGUAAUUUUUUGUGAUGAUUGUAACGUUCAAAAAAACCUUCAUUUUUCUUAUUUUUCUUUCUUUUUAAUUUUCAAUUUCUUUUUUUGUAUUGUCGUUAAGGAUAUUUCUCAGAUGAUACGGUUCUGACCUUCAAAUUUUCAGGUUAAAUGUCAACUCCUGCGACAAAAAGUCGUUCUUCUACUUCCGAAACAUCUGGGGCUGAAAUUGCCGCGUCGGUUGGUACCCUAACUGCUGGCUCAGACGAAGAAACAUUGAGAAAAUAUUUCCGAACUAAAGUGGAUGACGCUCAGGUUUGAACUAUCUUGAAAUCUGUAUUAAACAUAUAUUUGCAGCAAAACGUACUCGAAAAAAGUCAAAACGUUCGUCGUUUGCAAGCUCAAAGAAAUGAAUUGAACACCAAGGUUGUGAAAUUUCUCUAAAAAUCUCAUCUUUGCGUUUCAGGUCCGAAUGUUGAAAGAAGAGCUACAGCAACUCCACGAGCAAGGCAGCUACGUCGGAGAAGUCAGCAAGGCAAUGGACAAAAAGAAAGUUCUCGUUAAAGUCAGUAUAAAAAGGUUUUCUUCGAAAAUUUCGCAAGUUUCAGGUGCACCCUGAAGGAAAGUAUGUGGUCGAUGUCGACAAAGGCAUCGACAUCAACUCGAUCAAUCCAGGUUGCCGAGUUGCUCUUCGGGCCGACAGCUACGCCCUCCACAAAAUCCUUCCGAAUAAGGUGAAAAUACUAAAAUAAGGGAUUUCUGUAACUGCGAACAGGUUGACCCCUUGGUGUCGCUUAUGAUGGUCGAGAAAGUGCCAGACUCGACGUAUGAAAUGAUUGGAGGUCUCGACAAGCAGAUUAAAGAAAUCAAAGAGGUUUGUAGUUUUCUUUUUGGUGUUCGAUCAUUUUUUAGUAAAUCAUUUUAGUUGUAUGGUAAUCUUUUCACUGUAUUUAAAUUUAUAAAACUUUUUUAUUCCAGGUUAUCGAGCUUCCAGUUAAACAUCCAGAACUUUUCGAGGCUUUGGGUAUCGCUCAACCAAAAGUUAGUCAACUAGGUGUAGAUAAUGGCAACCUUACUACCUUUAGGGUGUUUUGCUUUAUGGACCGCCCGGAACCGGUAAAACGUUGUUGGCGCGUGCCGUCGCCCAUCACACCGAAUGCACUUUUAUCCGCGUUUCCGGUUCUGAGCUCGUUCAAAAGUUUAUUGGUGAAGGAGCUCGUAUGGUUGGUUGGCUCGGCUCUAUUCAACUCUGAGUGUACCGAUUCGAGGUCCGAGAACUGUUCGUGAUGGCUCGUGAGCACGCUCCGUCGAUCAUUUUCAUGGACGAAAUCGAUUCUAUCGGCUCAAGCCGCGUCGAAGGAUCCAGUGGCGGCGACUCCGAGGUUCAGCGAACGAUGCUCGAAUUGCUCAAUCAGCUCGACGGUUUUGAGGCCACCAAGAAUAUUAAGGUGAGAAGUUUGCGAGUUUUUAGCUAUUUUUCAUUUCAGCCCUAGUAUGUCCAAAAGAGAAGAAAAAUAAAAAUAGUUGGGAAUUUUUUUUUCUUUCACACUCAUUCAGUUUUGUGCCCUCCUAAAAACAAAUCAUAAGUUUUCAAAAACAAAAAGCUUUUUUGUGCGAGGCGAGCAUCGCAGAUCUGUUCAAACUUUUGUGGUAGGUAGCCCCAGGUAUGAGUAUUCGAAAACUAGAAGGAAUAUCUGCUAGAAGGAAUAUAGGUUACUAAGAAAUAGCCUGUGGAAAAUGUACAGGAAAAACUCAAAAUCUUUGGAUUUUUGUAAAAAAAAAAAACGUCUUUUUCUAGUGUUUCUAAUGAUAAAGUGAUUAUACUUAGACUAUCAUAUCUAGGACUAUCUACCACAGAAUUUUGAUCUGCGACAUUCACCUCACACACUUCCCUUGUCAGUAAAAUCGGCAAAAAAUUUCUUUCAAUUGAAAAAAAAAUGUGACGACAUGCACCUUGGAACGCAUCUUUCCAAAAAAUCUUUUUUCAAACUUUCACUAUUAAUUUAGUUUUCAUUCAGGUUAUCAUGGCCACUAACCGUAUCGACAUUCUUGACCCUGCUCUAUUGAGACCUGGUCGUAUCGAUCGUAAGGUUAUUCGACAUCUAAUUGUCGCAGAUGAUCAAUCUGAUGUGUUCAGAUUGAAUUCCCAGCGCCGGACGAGAAGGCUCGAGCGGAUAUUUUGAAAAUUCACUCCAGGAAGAUGAAUCUGAUGCGUGGAAUCAAUAUGAGAAAAAUCGCUGAGCAGAUCCCUGGCGCUAGUGGCGCAGAAGUCAAGGUUCGUGAAACAUUUCUCAAAAUCAAUGCGCAAACGGUUUUGGAUUAAAGAAUUGAGUUUUUGUAGAAAAUAUUAUGUCUGCUUCUUUCCAAUCCCUCCAAAAAGAUAGAAAAAUGAUUUUUUUGAAAAGAAGAUUUUUUUCAUAACUGUUCCAUUAAAAAAAGGUCUUUAACGUUUUUUUCUUGAUCUUAUCUUUUUUUCAUGAGUCCCCGAUAAAUUUGAAAAUAACUAAAAAAUUCAAUAUUACAAUUUUUUCGAAUCUUGCCAACAAAUUUUAAGAACAUACACGGUACUUUUUGGACUCAGUCCUCGAUGAGGUUCGCCUGGCCAAAGUGGUUAGGUGUUUGCUCCUCCCUCUGAAUGUAAAGAGUUCGAUCCCCACCCAUGUUUAUCGCGUCCAUUCUCUUUGCUGAGUUGUGUUUUCUGUUCUCAACUCCUGGAAAGACGCUAAAGAAACGCGAAGCGAUAAUUUAUAAAAAAGCAGUUGAGUAUCACUUUCCAAGAAUGGUCCUGUACUAUACGUGGUCUUGAUUACUCAAAUAUUUUUUCUCACAUAAAGAUAAUAUUCAGGCCGUCUGCACUGAAGCUGGAAUGUUUGCCCUUCGUGAACGGCGAAUUCACGUUACGCAGGAAGAUUUCGAAAUGGCUGUGGGAAAGGUAAAAGUUAUUAACAAAGGUGAAUUCUGAAGUUUUUUUUUUCAGGUUAUGCAAAAGGAUUCCGAGAAGAACAUGUCGAUCAAGAAACUGUGGAAAUAA